GCACCUGUAUGGACAUGAGGUCUGUGACUCCGUGUUGCUUCUGGGACAGAGAAGCAGCAUCAGGAGCAGAGUCACACACAAGUGUUUGUCCAUUGUCCACUGGAAACACAAAGACAGCUUGUAUGAAUUUACAGGGAAGCAAAUAUGUUGUUUCUGUGCAUCAUCUGCAUGCUGCAAAAAACUGACAUUAAUGAGUUAUGCUAUUUUCUUUAGAUUUAGUAGCAUAACAUACCUGUGUGUUUCCAGGAACACGCAGCCCUGAAUCAGAUCUCCUUGUGGAUCCCCGGGGGCGCACUGAUACAAAGUGCAAACGUCAACAAGCCAGAGUGAGGCAAGACAAAACCUUUGUGAAGAGAUGGCCAACCCAGGAAUUCAGCUCAUCGGCUUCACACUGGCCUUCCUUGGCUUCAUCGGCUCCAUAGCAUCCACAGUCAUGGUGGAGUGGAAAGCUUCGUCCUAUGCAGGAGACAACAUCAUCACGGCUCAGGCCAUGUACGAGGGACUGUGGAAGACCUGUGUUUCACAGAGCACGGGUCAGAUUCAGUGCAAAGUCUAUGACUCUCUUCUGCAGCUACCAGGGAUUGUUCAGGGCGCUCGAGGCCUGAUGCUGUCCUCUAUCUUGCUUUGCUUUAUUGCAACCAUGGUGUCGAUGGUGGGCAUGAAGUGCACCACCUGCCUGGGGGAUCAGCCGGAGCAGAAGGACAAGGUGGCGCUGACUGGCGGGAUCAUCUUCAUCAUUUCUGGUCUGCUUGCUCUGGUUGGAACAUCCUGGUACGGGCACAGAAUAGCACAGGACUUUUACAACCCAUUUACUCCCACUAAUUCAAGGUAUGAAUUUGGAAGUGCUCUGUAUGUGGGAUGGGGCGCUGCAAGUCUCGUCAUCAUCGGGGGGUCCUUCCUCUGCUGCGGCUGCCCCGCCAAAGACUCAGGCAAAUCUCCACGCUACCCAGCGUCCAACUCUGGCGGAGCGACGGGCAGGGAUUACGUGUAGAGGGGCCAUCCCUCCCUUCAGCCUCCGCUCAUGGAGGAGUGAGACACAGCAUGUGUGUUCGAAGCUGUUAUAAGGGCUGUUUGUUCAUAGUUGUUGGGGGAAUAAAGGUUUUGGUUUCGUCCAUAUGAGAAUAUCAUUUGUUUUUGUUCUGACACUUUCACAUGUGAACAAUGAAUUGAUAGUAGAAAUGACAGCAACAAUAAAUGCUAUAUCUUAAAUGUCACUUGAAAUUGUAUUGUAAACCAUAAUCAUUCAGUAAGAACUCUAUUUGUUUAUUUUUCUAGUGUUUUUUGCAUUAUAAUAUUUUUUUUGAAUUUAAAUAUCACAAAAAGUAUAACUUUGCCCACAAGAGACAUCUCAGGGGUCUGUACAGUCUUUGCAGCUAAUAACCACUUUAGUUAGAUUUGUGUAGCUUUGCUUUGUUUGGAUGCUUCUUGAUUAUUGGAUCACAUGUAAAAUAAAAUCUUUGUUACUCUAAUAUUA
Platichthys flesus (European flounder) is the source of this 1474-nucleotide messenger RNA. RefSeq names its product claudin 1 (gene cldn1). Gene Ontology annotation, molecular function: structural molecule activity. Gene Ontology annotation, biological process: bicellular tight junction assembly; cell adhesion. The record is from RefSeq and is a predicted model, not a curated record. Bases 356 to 991 code for a protein of 211 amino acids. Gene Ontology annotation, cellular component: bicellular tight junction; plasma membrane. Lineage: Eukaryota; Metazoa; Chordata; Actinopteri; Pleuronectiformes; Pleuronectidae. The transcript is spliced from 5 exons.